UCACCCAAGGACUCGCUCAACGCUGAGGCCGAGUCUUUCAAGCCUGUCGGCAACAAGCAGAUUGAUCCCUACCACUCGGCGACUUCUGCUACGGCCAUCGCUGCCGAAUCCGCAUACGCUGCACACAACUACCACCCUCUGCCAGUCGUCUUCUCGAGGGCACAGGGAGUAGACGUCUGGGACCCAGAAGCAUACAGCGCCGUGAACCAAGGCCACUGCCACCCCGAACUCGUCAAGGCUCUCGUUGCACAGGCUUCAAGACUUACACUCAGUUCUCGCGCUUUCUACAACGAUGUCUUCCCUCGCUUCGCUGAGAAGGUCACUUCAAUGUUGGGCUUCGAGAUGGUCCUGCCCAUGAACACUGGUGCCGAGGCUGUAGAGACCGCCGUCAAGAUCGCACGCAAAUGGGGAUACAAGGUCAAGGGCAUUCCAGAGAACAAGGCCUGGGUCUUCUCCGCCCAAGAGAACUUCCACGGCAGAACAGUAAGCACUCCACGACCACAAGCAAUUGCCCGUGCGCACAAGCUAAUUCAUGCUCCAGNNUUCGCUGCCAUCACCAUGUCUACCGACCCCGAAUCCAGAGACAACUACGGUCCUUACCUGCCCAACAUCGGCUCUUCGAACCCUACCAAUGACGAACCCAUUCGCUACAACAAUGUCGCCGAUCUCGAGAAGGUGCUUGAGGAGCACGGCAAGAACACUGCUGCUUUCCUGGUCGAGCCCAUCCAGGGUGAAGCAGGUAUUGUUGUCCCGGACGAGGAUUACCUCAGAAAAGUACGUGAGCUGUGCGACAAGCACAAUGUCCUUAUGAUCUGCGACGAGAUCCAGACUGGCAUCGCCCGUACCGGCAAGAUGCUGUGCCACGAGUGGAGCGGUAUCAAGCCUGACCUUGUCCUUCUCGGCAAGGCAAUCAGUGGUGGCAUGUACCCUGUCUCUGCUGUCCUUGGUAAGAAGGAGAUCAUGCUCACCGUCGAGCCCGGCACUCACGGUAGCACUUACGGUGGUAACCCUCUUGGUUCCGCCAUUGCUAUCAGAGCGCUUGAGAUCAUCGAGGAAGAGAACAUGGUCCAGCAGGCUCAAGUCCUUGGUGAGAUGUUCAGACAAGGUCUUCGCGACAUCCAGGCCAAGAACUCGAUGAUUUCAUUGAUCCGUGGUAAGGGUUUGCUUAACGCCAUCGUCAUCGACGAAAGCAAGACCAACGGCCACAGCGCAUGGGAUCUCUGCAUGUUGAUGAAGGAGAAGGGUCUCNUUGGUAAGAAAAGCUUCGCUAACGCCAAACCCACUCACCAAAACAUCAUCCGUCUGGCACCUCCUCUCGUGAUUUCCAAGGAGCAAAUUGAGACUUCGCUCAGAAUCAUUGCAAAGGCAGUGGACGAGUUGCCCAACUUGAAGGGUCAAAAAGAGGAGAAGGUGCUUCCUCCGGGCGAGAAGGACGUGCAUAUUGGCGUCGACAAC
Molecule: messenger RNA, 1455 nt
Organism: Aureobasidium uvarum
Lineage: Eukaryota; Fungi; Ascomycota; Dothideomycetes; Dothideales; Saccotheciaceae
Source: the annotation of a GenBank genome assembly